AUGGGCUUGAAAGUGAGUGCUGAGGGCUGUUGCGAGGAAGGUCCAGCAACCCCAGACGCUCCCCGCGCCCUGCCCGGGACGCCCGUCGUCCUCCCGGGAAUCCUGCCGGUGAUCCCCGAGACCCUGCCGGCCACACUCCCGGAGGACAAGACCGCGCCCCUGCCGCCAAAAUCUCAGCUCACCAAGCCUCAGCCCCUUCCAGCUGCCCUUCCGCAGGGUGUCCAGACCCUGCCUGCUGUGCUUCCAGCUCGCCCUCAGACGCUCCCAGCUGACCUGACGGAGGAGAAGAGCGCCCCCUUGCCUCCCAAGUCAGAGCUCACCAAGCCGGCCUCUCGCCCUCAGGAGACCGAAGACGACGAUGGCUUCGCCCCCCUUCCAACGGGCCCUCAGGUCCAGCCCAGACCGCCUCCUGGGGACCUUACCAAGCCCGCCCCCCGACCACCUUUCCCGCAGGUGCAGCCCACGCCUCCGCCAGGCUUUCAGCCCGCGCAGACCCUGCCAGCGGAGCUUCCAUCGGACAAAACAGCUCAGCUUCCUCCCAAAUCGGAGCUUCUGAAGCCCGCCCCUCGACCACAGCGCCCGCAGGUGGACCCAAGACCAGCCCCAGGACAGCUGACCAAGCCUGCUCCUCUCCCUGAGGACUUCGCCCCCCUUUCAACGGGCCCUCAGGUCCAGCCCAGACCGCCUCCCGGGGACCUUACCAAGCCCGCCCCUCGACCACAGCGCCCGCAGGUGCAGCCCACGCCUCCGCCAGGCUUUCAGCCCGCGCAGACCCUGCCCGCGGAGCUUCCAUUGGACAAAACAGCCCAGCUUCCUCCUAAAUCGGAGCUUUUGAAGCCCGCCCCUCGACCACAGCGCCCGCAGGUGCAGCCCACGCCUCCGCCAGGCUUUCAGCAAGUGCAGACCCUCCCCGAAAGACUCCCAGCCGAUCUGCAAGCAGAGGCAAGACCCGCGGCGGGCGAGCUGACCAAGCCAGCCCCAAAGCCCGUGCGACCGCAGUUCCUGCCGGGGGGACUGAGCCAGACCGCCGACGAGAAGCAGAUCUUCCGCGAAGACGCCGGGCCCUUCGCCGUCCCUGCCGAGGUCCCGGAUGUCCUCGCGUCACUUCCGUUUUCCCCUCAGUUGGCGCAGGUCCCUCGCGACGUGCGCUUCUCGUGUCAGAACCGCUAUCCGGGGAUGUACGCCGACCAGGAUUACGACUGCCAGGUGUUCCACUGGUGUCUCGGCGACGAGAGGAUGUUCAGCUUCCUGUGUGGGUUCGGCACUGCCUUCAACCAACGCCUGUUGACUUGUGACUACCAGCAUCUGGUCCGAUGCGACGACGCUGACCAGGCUUACGAAGUCAACUCCAGAGUGUGGAAUGAAGACGGCGACUUCAUAUUCUGAAAGUAUUAUGCUUCAAUAAAAUAAAUAUAAUCCUUAUGUAUACGUGUAGGCAGAUACAUGACGUAAUUGAAUAAAAUUAUAUUAAUCUU
Messenger RNA from Penaeus vannamei (Pacific white shrimp), 1475 nucleotides. The record is from RefSeq and is a predicted model, not a curated record. Lineage: Eukaryota; Metazoa; Arthropoda; Malacostraca; Decapoda; Penaeidae.